Molecule: messenger RNA, 1653 nt
Organism: Epinephelus fuscoguttatus (brown-marbled grouper)
Lineage: Eukaryota; Metazoa; Chordata; Actinopteri; Perciformes; Serranidae
Product: protein LSM14 homolog B-like
Exons: 9
Coding region: 117-1229 (370 amino acids)
Molecular function (GO): mRNA binding
Source: RefSeq, a predicted model, not a curated record
AUAACUGCAACAGGUUGUCCAUCGUCAAGCUUGACAGCCUCCACAGAUUUGCUUGUGUUUCUCGCGGUGUGCGCCGACACUCAAAACAAACCAACCCUGUUUUACGCGCAGUGAACAUGAGCGCCGGAGGAGGAACCCCGUAUAUUGGCAGUAAGAUAAGCCUAAUAUCCAAGGCGCAGAUCCGGUAUGAGGGAAUACUGUCGUCUGUCGACACAGAUAGGUCAACGGUUGCGUUAGCCAAAGUUAAAUCCUAUGGGACAGAGGACCGGCACACAGACAGACCAGUGCCACCCAAAGAUGAAAUUUAUGAAUAUAUAAUCUUCAGAGGAAGUGACAUCAAAGAUAUCACUGUGUCUGAGCCACCAAAACCACAUCAUGGACCGCCUCGGGACCCUGCUAUUGUACAGUCAUCCAUUGGCAGCUCCUCUGCAGCGUAUCACCCACGCUGGAGUUCAUACAGAGACAUGAUGCCCACCUACAACCAGCUGGCUGCUACCUCGCUACUCAACCAGCAGUACAAUGCAGCACUGGGCCUCGUACCAGGUCUUCACGGCAUCCCCGCUAGAAGAGUUCCCAUGGUCGAGCAGGCUGUGCAGACGGUGCCGUUGGCUGCUGCUGCCCAGACAAAGGGGAAGACGUCAACCCAGCCGCAGAGCAGACAGCCUGCUCGUCCAACCCAGCGCUCUGGCCAGGCUCAGAAGGAGAAUGUACCCAGCAGUAAGCAAAGUCGGACACCAUCUCAGCCAAGUGCAGCCAAGGUUCAAGGCCAAGGCAGCGAGAACCAGAAACAAAGGCAAAAACAAGGCAAUCGCAGGUCCAGGAACCGAAGCAGAGGCCAGCUUCUGGUAAAAAACUCCAAGGCAACAACCCUGCAGUUUGAGUCAGAUUUUGAUUUUGAAACUGCAAAUGCACAGUUUAAAGAUGAUCUCACGAAAGAAGUUGUGGUUGAAAAGGUGGAUUCUGGGGAGGCCCAGGAGAGCCAGGGUAUGCAGGAGGAGGACACUGUUGGAGACAAGUACUACGACAAAGCCAAAUGCUUCUUUGACAACGUCUCAUCAGACCUUAAGCCCAGAAGAACCACCUGGGCGGAGGAGAAAAAGCUGAACAUGGAAACCUUUGGAGUGCCCGGCCGCUUCCUGAGAGGCCGAGGAUUCAGGGGCCGAGGGCGCAGAGGGCAGGGCACCACUGAGCAGCGACCCCUCCCAAAAGUUGACAGUGGGAGGGUGUGAAGGCUGUUCUUUUUCUUUGUCUUUUUGUUGAUAUUUUUCUGUAAAUAUUGUAGUUUUCUACUUAUUUAAAAAAGUACCUCCCUUUUUUCCCCAUUUGAAGAUUUUCCUUUCUUUAUCCCAAAUUGGCAUUCAGGGAAUUUUGUACUUUGAGGCUUUAUUAUAUGAAAUGGGAGAGCAAUUUGUUUUAAUCAAGCAGCUGUAUGCUAGAGGCAAAUGUAUUCAUUGGCAGUUAGUUUGGUAUAAAUGCAAAGUGGAAUUUGUCUUUGACCAGGCCAGCAGGCACAUAAUUUAUUUUUUGUGGCUUAAUGUAUUAUAAUAUUCUACUCGACUGUCCAAAUGUAACUCCAAAUUGCUUUUGGAGGACAGCUGUACUUUAUUUUUUUCCCUAUUUGGAAAGCGAAAACUGUGGAGGACUUUGUAAUAG